GAAAUCUCCCUCGUAGAUAAUAAGGCGCUCUCUCUCUGUCUCUCUCCCUCCUUCGAAUCGGGUCGAGAUGCAGCUCAUAAUUGCCCGACCUGACUGUUACCAUUUCCAAUUCUCUCUGUCCGUAAUGGCGUGAAAUGAGUAUAUGUGCUGGGAAAAUGUGAAUUGGGAGUGGAUGCAUGUGGAUCCUAUUCCAUUUUCAUUCCUCUUUCCUUUUCUAGCCCAAUCACCAACCACAACCGCAGCAUUUCCAGCAUAACCAGACGAGGAAGAGGAAGAGGAAGAGGAAGAGGAGGAAGAAGGAGGAGGAGAUUAAGACAAAAGGGCGGGAGGGAGGGAGAGAGACAGAGAGACAGGGACAGAGGAACAGAGAAGAAUCAGAAACAGGGUCCUUUUGGUGUCGUUCCUGUCUUUUUCUCUCUUUCUGUGUGUCACUUCUCUUCUCGCCAUCCCCCCCCUCUCCCCCUCUCCUCUCUUCCAUUUUGUCUGACUCUGAUUCUGCGCCAAAAAAAAAAAAAAAAAAAACGCGGCCUUUUUUCAUUCCCCUCGUUUAUCGUUUUGCGCCCGUUUUGGGAUCUUCCUGGUGUUCGCGGUCAGAUCUGCUUCCUUUGCAUCUCUUCUCCACCGUCUGAUGUAGUCUCUUUGACCCAUCCGUCCCCUUCUCUCGUAUUUAUAUCUCUUCUUCCGCCGGAACGGAAGCCAUGGGCCAAUGCUACGGCAAGACCGCUCCCACCGCCGCCUCCGACAAUGACGUCGUCACCAUCUCCGUCUCCGGCGAUCACAAUCCCUCCCAACCUCCUCCUCCUCCUCCUCCUUCCUCCUCUACUCCCUCCCAAGUCCGCCAUGGCAGCACCACCCCCGCCAGGCCCUCUAACCCUAGCCCCUGGGCCAGCCCCUAUCCCCACGGCGUCGGCGUGUCCCCGUCCCCCGGGAGGGCCACCCCCCGUCGCAAGUUCUUCAGGCGCCCAUUCCCUCCGCCGUCCCCCGCCAAGCACAUCAAGGCUUCUCUGGCCAAGCGCUUCGCGUACAUGUCCCCGAAGCACGGGACGAUCCCCGAGGAAGGCCGAGAAGGAGAUGGAGGAGGUGGGGCAGCGGCAGCGGCAGCGGAGGCGGAGGCGCAGCAGCUGGAUAAGAGCUUCGGGUACAACAAGAACUUCGGGGCCAAAUACGAGCUCGGGAAGGAAGUCGGGAGGGGGCAUUUUGGUCAUACUUGCUCUGCCAAGGGCCGGAAGGGCGACCUCAAGGAUCAGCUUCUUGCCGUCAAGAUCAUCUCCAAAGCUAAGAUGACAACCGCAAUAUCAAUUGAAGAUGUCCGCAGGGAGGUGAAAAUUUUGAAGGCUCUAUCCGGCCACAAGCACCUAGUCAAAUUUUAUGAUGCAUGUGAGGAUGCCAAUAACGUUUACAUAGUCAUGGAAUUGUGUGAAGGUGGGGAACUUCUUGACAGAAUUUUAUCGAGAGGAGGAAGAUAUUCCGAGGAAGACGCGAAAGUAAUAGUUGUGCAAAUUCUUAGCGUCGUUGCAUUUUGCCAUCUGCAAGGUGUUGUGCAUCGUGACUUAAAGCCAGAGGUCUGCUAUCGUAUUCUUAAUCUAAUUAUGAAUUUCCUAUUCACAUCUAGAAGUGAAGAUGCUGAUAUGAAGCUUAUUGAUUUUGGUCUUUCUGACUUCAUCCGACCAGAGGAAAGACUGAAUGAUAUUGUCGGAAGCGCAUAUUACGUGGCUCCUGAAGUCCUUCAUCGAUCUUAUAGUCUGGAAGCAGAUAUUUGGAGCAUUGGCGUGAUCACAUAUAUUCUGUUAUGUGGAAGCCGGCCAUUUUGGGCAAGGACAGAAUCCGGAAUUUUUCGUGCUGUACUACGGGCUGAUCCUAAUUUUGAGGACUUACCAUGGCCUUCUGUCUCUCGUGAGGCCAAGGACUUUGUGAAAAGGCUCUUGAACAAGGACUACAGAAAGAGAAUGACUGCUGUACAAGCUUUGACUCACCCUUGGUUGCGGGAUGAGAGUCGUCCCAUUCCUCUGGACAUAUUAAUCUUUAAGCUAGUUAAAUUGUAUCUUCAUGCAACGCCUUUGAAACGAACAGCUUUGAAGGCUCUCUCGAAAGCUUUGACAGAAGGUGAGCUGGUGUAUCUUAGGGCUCAGUUCCAGUUGCUGGAACCAAAUAAAGAUGGGUUUGUCUCUCUCGACAAUUUCAGAAGGGUUCUUGAGCGAAAUGGUACCGAUGCUACGAAGGAAUCCCGGGUUCCUGAGAUUUUGAAAGCAAUGGAGCCUCUUGCUUACAGAAGGAUGGGCUUUGAAGAGUUUUGUGCUGCUGCAAUCAGUGUACAUCAACUGGAGGCUCUUGAAGGGUGGGAGCAGAUAGCCUCUGAUGCUUUUGAUCACUUCGAACGAGAGGGUAACCGAGUCAUCUCAGUUGAAGAGUUGGCGCGGGAAUUGAAUGUUCACCCUUCAGCAGCUCACUUGAACCUAAAAGACUGGAUCAGAAACUCGGAUGGAAAACUUAAUUUGCUUGGAUAUACCAGAUUUUUACAUGGUGUGACGCUUCGCAGUUCACAUGCCAGACAACAUUAGAAUCUUGGUUUUUUUGAAGUAUUUCUUUUCCUUGGGGGUUUUCUUUAGUUCAACAUAUAUCUUCCAAUUCUUAUGGUUUCUGAAGGUUUGGAGGUUUUCUUUCGCUUUUCUCUCCGUUGGUGGGCAGGCAGGAU
This is a messenger RNA of Rhodamnia argentea, 2692 nucleotides long. RefSeq names its product CDPK-related kinase 3. Bases 699 to 2558 code for a protein of 619 amino acids. Gene Ontology annotation, biological process: protein autophosphorylation; peptidyl-serine phosphorylation; intracellular signal transduction. Gene Ontology annotation, cellular component: nucleus; cytoplasm. NCBI's taxonomy places the organism in Eukaryota, Viridiplantae, Streptophyta, Magnoliopsida, Myrtales, Myrtaceae. The record is from RefSeq and is a predicted model, not a curated record. Gene Ontology annotation, molecular function: calcium-dependent protein serine/threonine kinase activity; ATP binding; calcium ion binding. The transcript is spliced from 11 exons.